UCUCUUUCUUUCUCUCUCUUUCUCUUUACGUGUUUGUCUUUUCUUCAUCUAAAAAUUAUAUCUCCAUAAAUAUCAAAAUUCUAAAUUAAUUAAAAUUAUUCAUCUCAAUCAAACCGAUCAUCCACAAAGCAAAAAGCAGGUUUUAUUUGCACAUUAUACCAUACAACCGCGGACUUGAAGGCCUUGCAAGGACCUGAAGACAUAAUACCUUUUCUUUGUUGCUGACAAGAUUUGAGUGAGACUCUCCUGUUCACGCUAGGGAGGCUGGCGGCUUAUUAUUGUCAGAUGAAGGUUAUUGCCCUAGUUUCAUAAGAACGGGUUUCCUGGGCUAAAUAGUUCAAACUAGGGCUUUGUUGGAGUUGAGGGCAUGAUGAUCAAAUGUCAUUUCCUUUGGCAUUUCUUACUUUGACACGACAUAAGUUGAUGUGAGGGCUUGGAAUGAGGACAGAUUACAAGUACAGGGUAUUUAUAUGGUGGAUAGCUAGCUAGCUUUGCUAAUGUAUAGAACCUCAAUCACAAAUGAUGUUGCAAGCAACUUUUUGGUCAAUCUGGCAGGUUAUGAAGAGAUCUCAUUCUUAUGGUGUUCCUAUGAGCGUGAAGAGCUCAUAGGAAAUAGGUUCUGCUAUUGUUGCAGAAUUAAUGACCUUGCAGUGUGAAAAAUGAAAUCAACCUAUACGAUUAAAGAUUCUUCUGUGAUGGGGUGACGGUGACGAGUUGUUGAAAACCUGAAGUUCAUUUUACACACUGCCACUAAUUGGGGAGUGAGGAGUUGUUGAAAAACUGAAGUUCAUUUUACAGGCUGCCUAACUGUGGGGUGAGCAUGAAAACCUGAAUUUCACUCGACAGGGUGCAACUAACUUUCUGAUUAGUUGUGGGACUCGUUUGCACUAUGACAACUGCUGGUAGUACGGGGCAACUUUCUCUUGGAAGGACUGUCUGGCUUAUGCCAUUUUUGGUUGAUGAUAGGUGAUGAUUGCUGACCAUGCUGCUUCCAGAGCACAUUCUUGACUGGGAUUUGUGUUACGUCUGUUGGUAGUGACAUGGGAGCAGGUGUGCGCCAUCUUGAUCUGCUGCUUAUCUGUGCACACUUUGAAUUUUUUGCUGGUGAAAAAGAACUGAAUGGUGCACAGUUGAGUGGGUUGAAACUUUAUUACUAUAUCCCCCCUAAGGUUCAGAGUAGAGGCACUGAGCAGAUACUAUAGUGCUCACUAGACGCAAUGUUCUCUCUCUUUUCUCACUGCCAGAUGGUUUUAUCCCGAUUCAAUUGUAUGCUGCUAAUUCCUUUAAUUGAGCCUGUUGAGUUAGUGAUCCUCUGCUCCUUUGGAGGCUUAGGUUGUAAUCUUACUCUAUUGGUGCCUUAGUACGAAACAGAGUGAGAGAGCAAUCCUGAUUAAUAGAUUCUGUGUGUUGCAUCACAAUACAGAGCUGGGGCCCAAUGGAAGGUACAUUUUCAUAGUGGUGCCACUAAGAUGUAGCACAUUGAUGUUAGUAUAUUGCUAAGUGUGCUGCAACUCUUUAGAGCACUUAAUCAUAAUGUUGCUUGGUCUACCCAAUAUUGAAGGACAACUAUCAUAGGUGGUUGAGAUGAAUGAGACAACAUGUACAUUACCAGUUAGCCUCUGUAUUUAUGGUUGAGCUCCCAUUGAUGUAAAAAAAACUCUCAAACUUGUAACACUUCUGUAUCUUGGAAAUUUCUCUGUAGAUCCUUGGGGCUAGUUGAUACCCGGCACUAUUCAUCUUUUUGUACUACCCACAAUCUUCUGAGGUGGUGCCUCUUAUAUUUCACUUUGCAAGUAGAUGCAACGAUGGAAGCUUUUACAGCCAUUUCACAGUUUUUGCUUCUAAUCAUUAUUUUGUACUCGCAACACUUCAUACUGAAUUCAUUCAAGCACAAAGCAUAUCUGCUACUGUUAACAAAUUUAUUUCCUUACUUUCUCCCUCUGACAAGAUGAUUCUUAGCUUGUCUCAUACCAUCCCUAUCCAUAUAGUUUCUCUCUCUCAGACAAGUCAACUUGUUUUGGUGCAUCUCAUACAAAAAUAGCAGUUGCUUCUUUCUAAACUCUCAUAUAUUCUUUUACACUGGUACAUCUCAUAGAAAACAUUAAUAAGUGCUUGCAUAGGAACUCUCAUACUACUCUCCCACCCCUCGCUCUUCGUCCUGCAUUUAUCUGAGUUCUGAACAUUGAAACAGUCAUUAUCAGAAAAGAUUGAUGGAACAAAAAUUGUAGGGGCUUCUUCUUAAUGGAAUAUAUUUCAGUGAGACUGCCAUGGGAUGAGGGAAACCAAAUUGGCCAUGUCUAUUUGGUGGUAUGGCUCGUCAAAGGUUUCUUUUCACGUAGAGAUAAAUUUAUUGCCGACAUUCACGUACAAUGGGGCACAGAAAUUCAUUCAACAUGUCUCAAAUAUUUGAGACAGAAGAUGAUCAGAGAUGGAAUCAUCCAGAACAGCCACCUUUGCCUUUCGCAAGGGCUGGUGCUCCUGAAAGCAGUAAUCUUGUUUAUCCUGUGGACAGUAUGUCGAUCGACGGGACUCACCAUCCUGCUCAGGGGAGUCAUGCCUCCAGGCCAAGUGGAUAUUCUUCCUCGAAUCCAAAUAUGGAAAUUCCACACUGUCAGCCACAGGUUCAAGGUCCUCUUCAUGAUCCUUUUUUGCAUUCAGGUACUGGUGGAGGCUUUCAUAUGAUCCAUGAGAGUUAUCCACAUCAAGCAUCUUCAUCAAGCCACGGCGGACAGACAUAUCAUGGGGUGGAUGGAGGCCUUGUUGACCUCACAAUGGGUAGUGGGAGAGGGCCAUACAAACGGAAGAGUCCUAGUAUACCUGCAGGUGGUGAAAGUGGCAGUACGAGCAGAUACUUUGAUGCUGGCAGUUCAUCUGAUCUCCCUUCUGACUCUUGGCAUGAGAAACAAAAUCCGGACUCCCAUUACACAAGUUGGGGUUUACACCCUAGUUACAGAGGUAAUAGUCUGUCUAUUGGAGGUGAAGGUUCUCAGAGGAAUGUAAGAAGCAGAGCCGCAUUUGACCUGCAAAAUAAUGUAGGAAGGGCUCAUACAACAAGUACUCCUCCACAUCAUUCUAAUAGCAGUAGAACAAGCACUGAUUAUUGUAGUUCAGUGAACUAUCUAGCUCCAAGUUCAAAUUCUUCAGCAAGGGAAUGGAACCAUGCAGUCAUGCCGCCUGCUGCUGCUCAUGGGAGGAGUUUCCCUCCUGAUACAAGCUUCUAUUGUUAUGAUAUGAACCACUAUGAUAUGGUUACCGGCAAUAUCUCUACCUCUCUGGAGAUGGGGAAUUACCACAAUGAUUUCAACCCCAACAGAAGUUCCCUUCCUCAACAUUUGCCUGGCAACUUGCAAUCUUCGAGGGGAGUCCGAAGUAGCUACAAUCAAAGAUCUUCUCCUGGUUUUAGGGCUUCUUCAAGCUAUUUGCGCCAUGGGCAUGUUGGUACUUCAGAUGACGCAUCACAGAUGUUUGCUGAAGGUUACUCCUCAAGACAUUCACGGCCAUUGUCUACUCUAGGACUGCGUAGUAGCGACCGAAAUGGGAGAGCUAGGGUAUCUAGUGAUAGGUACAGAUCAUUGGCUGGUGAUGCAGGUUUCCGUGAGCAACUUGCAUCUGAGGGUGUUAUUCUUCCAGAUCGUUCCACUUAUUAUGGAUCCAGAAGCAUGUUUGAUCAGCAUAGGGACAUGAGACUUGACAUUGACGACAUGGGCUAUGAGGAACUUCUUGCACUGGGAGAAAGAAUUGGCCAUGUAAAUACUGGUUUGGCGGAGGAGCUGAUUUCAAAGUGUCUGACCGAGUCAAUUUAUUGUUCCUCCGACCAAAUUCAUGAGGAAGGAAAUUGUGUUAUCUGUUUGGAAGAGUAUGUGAACAUGGAUGAUGUCGGGACGCUGAAAUCGUGCAGCCAUGAUUUUCAUGUGGGGUGCAUAAGAAAAUGGCUGUCGAUGAAGAACGUGUGUCCGAUCUGCAAGAAAACUGCUUUGGAUGACGACGAUAUGAAAGAAAAAUGAUCUAUUUAGUUAUGACCUAUUGGCAUAAACUUUGUGUAAAUAUGUAUUUAGAACAUUUCUCCAAUGAGGGAAAAACUAGCUUCACCUCAAAAUUUGUACAGCAAAUGUUGUAUUAUCAUCAGUCAUCCUUUCAAAUGUUUAAAGGAUCUCUUUGUA
This is a messenger RNA of Lycium ferocissimum, 4160 nucleotides long. Its product is annotated as probable E3 ubiquitin-protein ligase ZFP1. The record is from RefSeq and is a predicted model, not a curated record. Gene Ontology annotation, molecular function: ubiquitin protein ligase activity. Lineage: Eukaryota; Viridiplantae; Streptophyta; Magnoliopsida; Solanales; Solanaceae. The transcript is spliced from 10 exons. Bases 2370 to 4004 code for a protein of 544 amino acids.